UUUAAAUAGCAGGUGUUUGGAAGAGACGGACAGACGGACAGAUCAUCCGGUUUGUGCGGGGUUUUUUUUUAUUUUGGUCGCCGCUGCACCGUAGUGACCUCUGCGCCAUGUCCGCCGCCAGCCCCGAGCCGUCCACGCCGAUCCCCACAUCACCGGCUCGGGUCUUCUUCCAGACGGUACCCGGCGUAGGAUGCGUUGGCAACGGACCGGUGCCUCGGGACGACCCGGUGCAGAAGAAGCAGGGCAAAGUCACGGUGAAGUACGACCGGAAAGAGCUGCGGAAGAGACUCGUGCUGGAAGAGUGGAUCAUCGAGCAGCUGAGCGAGCUUUACGACUGCGAGGAAGAGGAGAUGCCUGAGGUUGAGAUUGACAUCGAUGAUCUCCUGGAGGUGAACAGUGAGGACGAGAGAGCUGUGAAAUUGCAGGAAUCCCUGACAGACUGCUAUAAACCUACUGAUGCUUUUGUACAGGAACUCCUCGGAAGGAUAAGGGGAAUGAGGAAACUGGGCGCUCCUCAAAAGAAAAGCCUUUAAUUGCUCUUGAAAGGGCAACGACAAUCCAGCGACAAUGACUGCAAGUCCCGAAAUCAAUCAUCCAGCCCGACGCUCGGUUCGCCUCUCACCAGCUCUUCAUAGUCCGGACUAUAAAUCUUAGAAAGGACUUUUUUUUUUGUGUCCAAAAUUGAAUAGAUCGAAUAGUAGCGUUCACACCUAGCACAGCCUACCACAACCUCAAAGUUUUUAAAAAGCCUAUAAUGUUGUUUACGACAACAACAAAAUGUUGGGUCCAUGUCCACGAUUUUCUUGUAAGACAUUAUUAUUAUUAUUAUUAUUAUUAUUAUUAUUAUUAUUAUUAUACCUAAAGUUCAAGGGGUUGGAUUCAUCAUUCUUCUGUGGACUGUACAAUUUAGUUUCAGCAUUUUGAUUUGUCUUCCUAGCAUACAUUGAUAUUACAAUCUUACUAGCAUACAGUGUGUUUUUGUUUUUUGUAAUGUUUACCUUGUUAUACACUUUGUAGUCUUGUAGCUAAAAAGUGUCUCAACCAGUGUGUAAAAGGAAUUUUGUAGCUCAGAGUUUAGAUGUAUAAAAAAUCCCCCCACCAAAAAAAAAAUUAGGCCUGUUUUAUGGCCGACUUGUAGCUGCUGUAUAGCGAGCGCUCUCGAGUUGUUUAGUGUUAUUUAGAAAAUUCCAAUUUGUAUUUCAAUUUUAGUCUACGAUCGUUUUGUUUCUUAGUUUUGCAUAUAGGUUGCCAACGAAUGCAAAAUGAUGGACUUUGUAUAAAGAGCUAGUGAACUCGUGUAACGUAAUCGCUGCACUAGUGUUCACCUCACAAAUGACAAAUCACCACUGAGGUGAUUUUACAAAUUGUCCAAUAACCAAGAAAGGAAUGCUUUUAUUGGUCUUUUUAUUUAUUUUUUAGAUGUUUCCAUUAGUGAUUGGAUCGAUUUAGGCUUUGUGUGUUCAGAGAAGGAGGUUUUCUACUUGAUUUUGUAUUAGGCUCCUCUCAUUCGUUUCCUCAUCACCAGAUGAGCAAGAUGUCCAUUGUCCUCAUUUUUAGCAUUUCCUGUCUCAUUUAAAGUGUUUUACUAGAUGAGACGGAGAGUCUUGGUGGAUUGGACAGGUUCCUUUUUUGGGGCUUGUUUAAUUAUAAGGUGAAGAUGUAAAGAUCUCUUGUACAUGUGUGUUUUAGAUACUCGAGAAAUCUUCAGGGUUUUUCCAGGGCUUUGGCUUAGCAUAUUUUCUCUUUUAAUGAAUUCUGUAAAUGUUACAUUUUUACUUUUUGCAUGUGUUUCAAUGGCAUGAAGGGAACUUAUUUUUUUUAUGUCAACCUUGUGUAGAAUUUUGUAAUUUUUUUUUUUUUUUACAUUUAUUGAUAUUACUGUUUUAUGACUGAUUUUAACUGUAUAUCAGUUACGAUUUAUUUGUUUUUUUUUUUAUGUAGUGCGUGUGGGUUUUUUUGCAUCGUUUUAAUUAAAAUAAAGUGAAUUACAUUCUGUUGGUUUGCAUACAAAUCCACAGACUAUAAUCAUGUCUGGGUUAUUUGUUGUGCACUCAAUCGCACUAUUGGUAUUUUAAGCAGAAAUUGUGUUUUUAUAAAAAGCAAUGCUACCAGUGUUUAGGCACAUGGAGAGCUGAGUGUUUUCAGGAAAUCAGGAUGCAAAUUUAACUUUCAUGAGGUCAGCGGUGCUUGAUCUGAACCUCACUGAAGGAUGUUAUUGACCUGUAUCUGGUAACUUGGGAGCAUAUUGAAUGCUGCAUUCUUUUAUUUGUAUUAAACUUUCCAUCCUAAUCACA
Molecule: messenger RNA, 2294 nt
Organism: Silurus meridionalis
Lineage: Eukaryota; Metazoa; Chordata; Actinopteri; Siluriformes; Siluridae
Gene: ppp1r14c
Product: protein phosphatase 1, regulatory (inhibitor) subunit 14C
Exons: 4
Coding region: 108-533 (141 amino acids)
Biological process (GO): regulation of phosphorylation
Cellular component (GO): cytoplasm
Molecular function (GO): protein serine/threonine phosphatase inhibitor activity
Source: RefSeq, a predicted model, not a curated record